Molecule: messenger RNA, 1167 nt
Organism: Westerdykella ornata
Lineage: Eukaryota; Fungi; Ascomycota; Dothideomycetes; Pleosporales; Sporormiaceae
Exons: 1
Coding region: 434-1090 (218 amino acids)
Source: RefSeq, a predicted model, not a curated record
UCAGGCCUCGUCAUCUCUGGGCCAGUGCCGCUUGCCGAUACGCUCCGAGGCCAAUAACUAUCCAGGCUCUAUUAUUAGCCGCGAACUCGAUCCGCACAAGUAAGUAUGAAGAACUCGAUGUUUGGAGAGCUUGCCACUGGUGCCACUGUGAUGCUGGGAGGCUGUGAGGCUCGGAGGGAAGUUGUGGCACGGAUGGAGUUUUGAGAAAGUGGCUUGGCGGAGUUGGCGGCUUGGCGUCGGGUCGGGUGUUGUCGCUGUGAAGACUAACAUUAUCUGCAGAAGUCACAAAGUCACAAUUCGAGAGCAUUAUCAGUGACAGUUCGAAGAUGUUGCGCAUAAUACAGUAAAACCCAGCACUCAGUAGAAGCCAUAUCGGUUGUAUCCACCACUGGUGACGUUCACCCAACGCAACGCGUGCACUUCGCAUCCAGUUAUGCCAUCCCCAUCAUCCUCUUCAAUCACCCUACGCUCGCCAUCCAGCUCCAGCUCCAGCUCCGCCUCCACGGCUCCUUCACCCAUUCCACCACCGUCCCUCAGCUGGCUCGAAGGGACAUGGAACGUCACACACUCCACACUUCCCAUGUGGAAGAAGAACCGCAACGUACAGAUCACCUACAGGCGCAUCGCUAACACCUCCCCACCCCAACUGGACGACACAGUCACCUACCAAGCCCUGGGGGGUUCCUCGAACAUAAAAACCGUGCACGGCGUGGACAAACCCUUUCAUGUCCCGGAUAUCACCACGCCACCGAGCACCGGUACUCACGACGACGGCGAUCCCAAAGCCAGUCUGGGGUACCGCUGGCGCGGCAAGGGCUGGUUGGUCAUUGCGAGUUCGCAGUGGGAGAUCCUAGGUUACGGCGAGGAGAAGGCGGCAGAUUGCGUCGAGGGUGGUAAUCAGUGGGUAGUGACGCAUUUCGCCAAGACGCUCUUCACGCCGGCAGGCCUGGAUAUCUACUCUCGAAAGGGGCAAUUGUCACCCGAGACGAUUGAGGGGAUCAAGGCGGCUUUGGAGGGGUUGGGUGGUGAGGUCGCUGCGUUGGCGGGCAAGAUGUUUGCCGUUGCUUUCGAUGGGGAGGGAGAGGGCUAGUCGUUGAGGAUACUCACGCUUGGUGUUGAACACCACCCGAGUCUUGCGGGCGAAGCUUCAUCACUGGGAACUGGUCC